Molecule: messenger RNA, 8510 nt
Organism: Gavia stellata (red-throated loon)
Lineage: Eukaryota; Metazoa; Chordata; Aves; Gaviiformes; Gaviidae
Gene: PHKA2
Product: phosphorylase kinase regulatory subunit alpha 2
Exons: 32
Coding region: 12-3677 (1221 amino acids)
Biological process (GO): glycogen metabolic process
Cellular component (GO): phosphorylase kinase complex
Molecular function (GO): calmodulin binding
Source: RefSeq, a predicted model, not a curated record
GCCGUGAGGCGAUGAGGAGCCGCAGCAACUCGGGGGUGCGCCUGGACGGCUACGCCCGCCUGGUCCAGCGGACCAUCCUCUGCCACCAGAAUCCAGUUACGGGACUGCUUUCAGCCGGUACGGAGCACAAAGAUGCUUGGGUACGGGACAACAUCUACAGCAUCCUGGCUGUGUGGGGUCUGGGAAUGGCUUAUCGGAAGAAUGCGGAUCGGGACGAGGAUAAGGCCAAAGCCUAUGAGCUCGAGCAGAACGUUGUGAAGCUGAUGCGGGGACUCUUACAGUGCAUGAUGAGACAGGUGGAUAAGGUAGAGAAGUUCAAAUGCACACAGAGUACCAAAGACUGCCUACAUGCCAAGUAUAACUCUGCUACUUGUGCCACGGUGGUUGGGGAUGACCAGUGGGGGCAUCUGCAAGUGGAUGCAACUUCCCUUUACCUGCUUUUCUUGGCACAGAUGACUGCAUCAGGGUUACGUAUUAUCUUCACCCUUGAUGAAGUUACCUUUAUUCAGAAUCUUGUUUUUUACAUAGAAGCUGCCUACAAAGUUGCUGAUUAUGGAAUUUGGGAACGCGGUGAUAAGACAAACCAGGGCAUCCCUGAAUUGAACGCGAGCUCCGUAGGGAUGGCCAAAGCUGCUUUGGAAGCAAUUGAUGAACUAGAUCUUUUUGGAGCUCAUGGAGGACACAAAUCAGUGAUUCAUGUUCUUCCUGAUGAAGUAGAACAUUGUCAGUCUAUUCUAUACUCCAUGUUGCCAAGGGCUUCCACAUCAAAGGAGAUAGAUGCUGGCCUUCUCUCUAUUAUUUCUUACCCGGCUUUUGCAGUGGAGGAUCUAAACCUUGUUAAUGUGACCAAAAGUGAAAUCAUAUCCAAAUUGCAGGGCCGCUAUGGCUGCUGUCGCUUUCUCCGAGAUGGUUACAAGACACCCAGAGAGGAUCCAAGCAGGCUGCACUAUGAUCCUGCUGAGCUCAAGCUCUUUGAGAAUAUUGAAUGUGAGUGGCCAGUAUUCUGGACAUACUUCCUAAUUGAUGGAGUAUUUAAUGAGGACAAAAUUCAGGUACAAGAGUACAGAGAGGCUCUGGAAGGAAUACUUAUUAGAGAGAAGAACGGAAUAGUGCUAAUGCCUGAACUGUACGCAGUCCCUCCAGAAAAGGUGGACGAGGAGUAUGAAAAUCCUCACUCGGUGGAUCGUAUCCCAGUUGGAAAAUUGCCUCAUCUUUGGGGCCAAUCAUUGUAUGUCCUUAGCUGCCUAUUAGCAGAGGGAUUUCUUGCUGCGGGUGAAAUUGAUCCUUUAAACAGGAGAUUUUCCACUGGAUUUAAACCUGAUGUUGUGGUACAAGUAACUGUUUUGGCAGAAUCUAAUCAAAUUAAGAAUCUCUUGCAAGACCAUGGAAUCAAUGUUCAGAGCAUUGCUGAUAUCCAUCCGCUCAGAGUGCAGCCAGCUCGCAUCCUGAGUAAUCUCUACACCAUGCUGGGCCGGAACAAGAGCAUGAAAUUAAGUGGACGGCCACACCGACACAUUGGAGUGUUAGGCACCUCCAAGCUGUACGUGAUAAGAAAUCAAAUAUUUGCUUUUACCCCUCAGUUUACUGACCAGCAUCACUUCUAUCUGGCUCUAGACAAUCAGAUGAUUGUAGAGAUGCUCAAGACAGAGCUGGCUUACCUCACUUCUUGUUGGAGGAUGACAGGGAGACCAACCCUGACAUUUCCCAUCACCCACACAAUGCUUGUUGAUGAUGGUACUGACAUUCAUCCAGCAGUUCUUGCCACCAUAAGAAAAUUAGAGGAUGGUUAUUUUGGAGGUGCAAGGGUGAAGAUAGGCAAGCUAUCAGAAUUUCUUACGACCUCUUUUCAUACGUAUCUGAGCUUCCUGGAUCCAGACUGUGAUGUAAAACUGUUUGAUGACCCUAAUGAAGGCCGUAAUAGUCCUGACAGUGAAUAUGGAGGCUAUCCAGCAGAUUUCUGUGAAAAAGAAAGCCAGGAUGAGCUGGAUCAGUAUAUAAAUGAUGUCCUGCAGAGUACAGCACUGAAGUCAUACCUGCCUCCAACUUCAAAGACUGCGAAUCAACCACCUGUGUUCAGUGCAAACCAUUCCACAAAAGAGAUACUGUCAAUAAUGGCCAAGACAAAGGGCUUGGAGGUUCCAGCUGUGUCUAUGUCUCUUCCCACUAAAGUUCUGAACACGCACCGGAAGUCUCUGAAUCUUGUUGAUAAUCCGCAUUUCUUUGAGACAAAGGACUGUGAAAAUGUUUUACACUUACCUAAAGACGCUCACGGUGAUUUGGAUUGCAGGAAGCUUGUUGAGCAGCUGAAGGAAUGUCCAACGCUCCAUGAUCAAGCAGAUAUCUUAUAUAUAUUGCAUAUACUAAAAGGUGCUGACUGGGACACAGAGCUGGAUGGACAGUAUGGUGUCACUGUUCAUUGCCUACUCAACGAGCUCUACAGAAAGGCAGGCCUCAAUCAAGAAUGGGGCUUGAUCCGUUAUAUUUCCGGUAUACUUAAAAAGAGAGUGGAAGUCCUGGCUGAGGCAUGCACAGACCUUCUGUCGCACCACAAGCAACUUACAGUGGGCCUGCCACCAGAACCCCGUGAGAAAAUCAUUACCACCCCACUGCCACCUGAGGAGCUCAUAGAUCUUAUUUAUGAAGCCAGCGGCCAAGAUAUCAGUAUUGCAGUCCUGACACAGGAAAUAAUUAUGUACUUGGCGAUGUACGUGCGGUCACAGCCUAGUCUUUUUGUGGAGAUGCUCAGGCUCCGCAUUGGUCUGAUAAUUCAGGUGAUGGCCACUGAGCUGGCUCGGAGUCUGAAAUGCUCAGGUGAAGAAGCUUCAGAGAGUUUGAUGAAUCUAAGUCCCUUUGAUAUGAAAAAUCUCCUACACCAUAUUCUCAGUGGAAAAGAGUUUGGUGUGGAAAGGAGCUUGCGACCUGUAGAUUCUUCUUCAUCUAGCCCUGCGAUUUCCAUUCAUGAAAUGGGGCAUUCUGGAGCAACCAAAACAGAAAGAAGUGGAAUUACUAAAUUGAAGAGUGAGAUGAAGCAGUUCUUUCAUGAGGGCCACUCCGUGUCCAGCAUCAUGUUCACUUCCACGAGGGGCAGUACUCCAUCGUCUCCCACUAGCACUUCUCCUACUGGCUCCAAUGGAGACACGAGCUGGGGUGACCGAAAAGGGCAGUGGCUGCGCAGAAGGAGGCUUGAUGGUGCUAUUAACAGAGUUCCUGUUGGCUUUUAUGAGAAAGUGUGGAAAAUCCUUCAGAAGUGCCAUGGUCUGUCCAUUGAUGGGUAUGUCCUUCCUUCUUCAACCACCAGAGAGAUGACCCCGUGCGAAAUCAAGUUUGCUGUGCACGUAGAGUCGGUGCUGAACCACGUACCCCAGCCUGAGUACAGGCAGCUCUUGGUGGAAGCUAUUCUUGUUCUCACGUUCCUUUCUGACAUCGAGGUGAACAGCAUCGGGGGCAUCAUCCACGUAGAUCGAAUCGUGCACAUGGCCAAUGACCUCUUUCUGCAGGAGCUGAAAUCAUUUGGAGCUACUGGUAGUAUCUUGGAGAAAGACGUAGCCACAGGAAUUUGCCACUUUUUUUAUGACAGUGCUCCAAGUGGGGCCUAUGGCACCAUGACAUACCUAACAAAAGCCAUAAUUAUUUAUUUACAUGAUUUCCUGCCUAGCACAGGCUGUGCUAUGCAAUAAGCGAUGCCUCAUGCGGGAGGGAAGGCUCAGAAGCUCUUUCUCCCCAUUUCCCUGUCAUGAACCUGUUGUUUAGUUGCUGCAUGUAUGUGUGCCGUGCACUACCUCAGCGUUUUACACUAGUCAUCAUGCUGCGUGCCUGCCUACCUGCGGGGGACAGGUACGUGGAAUUUGGCCUGGUUUUAAGAGAAUGUGCAAGAAAUAACAAAUACUGAGGCUUACUCUGCCAAAAGUGCAUAAAUGUAAUUCAUAUUAAAUUAGCAAGAAUUACACAGUUCUGCCAAGGGGAGAACAGAUUACUCUGUGGCGAUCAAAAGGCACAAUAAAACGAGGGAGCUGUAUCUCAGGCAUAAAGUCUCCCAAAUAAGGGAAGUGGUGGAAUUCAUUAAUUUUUCUCCUGCUGUGUGUAAAUGCACAUCAUUGUGAAUCACUGAUGCACAGUGUGAAACAUCCAGGGAAAUGUAAAUUAGAGGAAUAGGAAUAACUUGAAAUAACCAGGUGAUAUUUCUAAUACACAUUUAUCCUGAUUCUCAUCUCAUUUGCACCUAGUCAGUGCAGGGCUCACGCCAGUAGAGACAAAUGUCUUACAAUAUCCACUAAUUUGAGAGGAUAGGCUCUCUCGGGAAGCUGCAUCUGUCUUUAAUCUGAACAAAAUAGCUUCCUUCCGUGCACCCCCAAGGCUUUGGAGGCAAAAUCUCAUGACUCCAGCUUCUCCAAGGUGACAGACAGUUUUAUGCCUGUAAUCCUUUCCUCUGAAUGGAGCGAGAUAAACCUCUUCCACUUGAGCACCCUUUCCAAGUCUCCUGAUCCUUUCCCUUGCAAAUAGCCUCAGAGUUAAGAAUGGCAUAAUUGCCACCAUUCCAGUGCAGUGUGAGUUUAUGGAAGGCUUUGAUGUUUCUCUUGUGUUUUUCUUCCUUUUCCUUUUUUUAAAUUUUAAUUUGAAGUUGCACUUGUCACGUGUAGUUAGGGAUAGGCAGCCUGAAGUCUCCCUUCAGACAGCUUCCAGGUUAGUGCCGGCACCUUGAAUCUGUCCACUGGAAACCAGCUUCUGCUCUAAGCUGCUGCAAGAAUAGGUGUGUCCCGCAGGGAAAUGGCUCCCUGGCCAUUUAAAGUGAAAACACAGGUAGGCUGCCUCUGGAGGGGAAACCCCUGCUUUAUUCCAGGCAUCGGCUGCGGUUUUCCUUGUGCCGGUGCCACUGGUUUUGCCACCGGCCAGCACGCAUCUGGCUGACAGCUUAGGAAAGUGGCUGUAGCUUUAGCCUCUCCUGUGGCCAUGGGCUCCCUCAGCAGCAUGGAGGUGUGCUGGCAUUGCUGCCAUGCGAGCAGAGAGGAUCAGAGUGAUUCUGUCUUGCCAGGUAGAGGGGAAAGAGCAGAUAUGGCUUCUAAAAAGUAAGUAUUUUCUGUGCUGACAAGCCUGAUGAUAAGCAUAUUUCUGUGAGAUCCCCCUUCACUCUUUCAAAAUGUAACUAUGCCAUUUUUACAGGAUUUGAAAACUUUUUUUUUGGUAACAAUAGUACAUGGUGCUUUUAAGAACGAGGUUUUUGGUUCCAGUUUUACACAGGUAUCUGAAAUGCCUUGAUGAAAGGAGGGAAUGAAACCCUUGUCUCACUUGCCAGUUGCGAGCACCCAUGGUCCCGGGGAGGCUAAGCUCCCGAUGGCCAUGUCACCCCGCCUGCUGUCCCUCUACGGAGUUGUUGCUGCUGUAAUGUCUGGACACUGGCUCAAGAGAGUGAAGGUGUGGGAGGCCUUAGGACGUGAUGUCAUGUUUUUGAAGAGAUGAGUAGAGUUUGGCAGAUGCUCUGAGAGAGGCACAUACUGUGUUAACCACCAUGAAAACUGGGCCUGUUGAGGGGCUAGUAUAAAGGUGCAGGUCAGGUACAAUUAGCACUUGGAUGUGGAAGUCAUUUGAUUGGCAUGGUGUCUGUUUUGUAGGUUUUUGCCUUCAUUAUGGAGUUGGCUUGGUUUUUUUUUUCCUUUUCGUAUGUGUUGUGAGAGAUCAUUUAGCUUGUUUCCGAGUAAAUGAAAGUAAAAUCCUUUGUCUAGUUUAAGCAGACGAUGUGACAGUGCAGAGCGUGAGCAAACAAGAGCCUGUGUGAUGGUUUCUUGUUCUAGCCGGUAUCAUACGAAAAGUCAGUAGUAGCAGUUAUUUUUGCUUUUCUUGUUGAAUCCUAGAUUGCGAGAGAUGCGAGAUGAUUUUCCCUCAGACUCUUAAUUUAUUUAUUUUACCUACAGUGUGAUCUUGUUUUCUGAAGCAAGAAGGGUGAUGUAAUUGGUUUUACAUGCAGCUGCAUUGAAGUCUAAAGCAAUCGAGCCUAUGGCCAAACAUACCUGGACACCCCUUAACACUUUUUUUUUUAAUGGGAGUAUCAUUGGUAUCUUUAAUUUGAAAUUCAUAGUAUGACCUAUGUUUUGGUGUAUUUAUGAUCAUCCUGAUGCAUUAUCACAUGGAGUGCAGGCACUUGGAAAGUAUUUAUGUGAUAAUUUGAAGAGUUUAGGUAGCUGUUGGUGAAGGGUGGGAUUCCAAAACACAAGGCCAAUGGAAGGGAUAUGUGUGUUGCCUCCUGGUCGGGCACAGCUGCAAUUUCCUGCUGCCUUACUACUCAGACUGAAGAACCGUUUCAGCUGGGGAGUUGUGUUUUAGUGCAAACCUAAUUAAGCAAAUCAGGGUUUAUAUAGGACCCCUGCUUUGCUGAGGAUCUACCCACGUGUGUGUGUUUGUUAAGCUGGUGCAAAUCAGAGCUAGCAUUGGUGGUGGUGAGGGCAUGCUCCCAGUUAACAUACAUGCCGACUUUGCAGUUUGUGCAGGGCUGAGCUAACUGGCAGAGGCUCGACUUGGCUGCCGGGCUUCCCAGGGGAGCCAGCAGAGGAUGACACGGCCAACUUCAAGUCCCUGGAAGCUCAUUUAUAGAAGAAGGCAAAGGUAAACAGACACAGGCUGUGCCUCAGAAACAAGAGCAUUAAUGAAUUAAAAUAGACCCACCUGAGACCUGGUCUUUCCAGUCUGAUGGGCACUGCUGCUGUAAGUAGUUUGCAGCUGUGGGGACAGAAGCACCUACACGGCUCGGGGGGGCAGCCAGGCAUGCCUGCAAGCAGAAAAUGGGACUGGUCAGGGUACUAGCCAGACUAAUUAGCUGUGUCCAGCUUGGAGCACAUACCACAUGCUGGCCCCAACCCAGCUCCUCCAGGCCAGCGCCCUCCCUGCGGGCUGCCUCAUGGCUGUUUCCUUCUCCCUGCUGCUGUGCGAAUGACACGAGUUUGUCAAACUAGACAGAUGAAAAGCGGCAUUAAUAUUAAUCCCCCUUUGCUGCUGCUCCUACAAGUAUAUGUGAAAAGGUAGUGGUUGGUGUAUGAAGUUUGUCUGGUUUCUGUCGUGCUAAUGGUGGUCUCCUUGCUCAGGGAAAGAGCCCUGCUUGUUCCUGGGAGGUGAAGGUGAGCUGCACAGUCCCUAGCAGUCCUAAAAAGGGGUGGUUACUUUCUGUGGUGGGUAGCGAAACCCCUGGGCUGCACCCCUGCGGGCACGGGGCACGGCGGGACUGUGUCACCCCUCCAGCAGCAGCCAGGGGCUUGAGUGAAGUGGGAGCUUGGGUCAGUCCAGGUCCAACAUCGGGCACUUUCUGGUGCAGUCCAGACGUAGGAGCAGAGUUGCCCUGAAAGUGGGAGAUACCACCAGUGGUGUAAAGACUGGCUGUUCCUGUAGGGCAAGAGCCUGGGCACGCAGCUGCAGACAGGUUCAGUCCCUGCUCAAAGGACCGCUCACAGCUGUAAUAUUAAGUAGCCACUGCAUAAAAUUGUGGGAUAAAAAAGAAAGAUCGGGAGUCGGGCUUAUGGAAGAAGAGCUUCAGCUGAAACAGUUUGGGUUUAAGUACAAGUAGCUGGGCUCUCUCCCACUCUCAGUUUUAUUCUCGAGUGGCUUUUAUUCCUGGCAUUAGAAGUUUCACAGUUACCUCCCCCCCCGCCACCCCCCGUCUUCUGUGAGGGGUAAAGGGCUCUUGUGUGCCGCUAGCAGCUGACAGGCCAGGUUGUUUUCUUUUUUGCCUCGAUGACUCAGCUGCUCUCACACUUCAGUACUGCAUCCCUGAAAGCCUCUUCUCACUGCCUACUGCGUGAAGCACGGCCUUGCGACCUUACCUUUACAUCCCCUCUCAUGAAGUGAUCCUUCAAGGCGAGCAUCCUUCAACUUCGUGCUAGGGUAGCUUGAGGAGCAUGUUGUUAGAGGGGAACAUCGAAGCUGGAGGCUGUCAGCCAUGUUUCUGAGCUCCCAGGACUUGUUGCGCACCCUAGCUUUGUCCUCUCUUCUGGGAGGGAUGGUGGUGAUGGGAGGGUGAGGGUAGCAAAGGAGGACUCCAGAGCUGCACUGUCCCAUUCCACCUUGUCACUUCACGCCCACAGCAAGGAAAACAAUGGUGGGAAGCAAGAUCCCACCACACACCGUGGGGUUUGUCCAUCUUAGGUGGAGCCUUUUUGUUCACUCCACUAGAAUAAGGUGAGACCGAUCCUCAUAGUCCAUAGAUCAGAAUAAACGCAUGCUAAAAAUAGACAUUCACUAUUACCAAUGCCAUUAAAAUUAUACUGUAAAUUUUGUUUGCACUAUUAAAAGAUUUUUCUUUCCCCCUGCCCUAGGCAAUAGAAAUAAGUGUGUGCAUGUUUGUUCAUUCAUCUGUCAAGUUACAGAAUACUUCUGGAAAAGUACUUUGUAUUUAAUUGUAGAAAAUAUGGUACUGCAGUCCUUCUUAAAUCUUAAGCUUGGGCUGCUAUUACAUUCUGUGAUGAUAAAUUGGGAAGGAUGCUUUUUUUUGUACUUUCAACAGUGUUAUUAAAUAAAAACUAGCUACUUUA